GGAAGCGGGGAAGGGGACUUUGUUGUUGCCUUUUAUCCCCCGCCCAAACAUUUCAUCGUCCAAACGGCAAAGGCGAGCGGUACUUUUUUGCCGCGUUGGCAGUCUCUCCGGUCUACCGUGGCCCUCGAUUCUGCCGCCUCUCUCCGGUGGCCCUCGAUUCUGCCGCCUCUCUCCGGUGGCCCUCGAUUCUGCCGCCGAGCGUCGACGUCGUUGGCGAUCCGUAUCGGUAUCGGUAUCGGAUCACCAUCUGCGCUGUGAUCGCUCUCUCCCCUCCACAGCGCACUUGUUGAUUGACGACGGAAGACUGAGCGCUGCCAUAACCGGCGGGAAAAGGCGGGAAAGCAGGCUGGAACAGCUGGGGGAGCAGCUGUGAGGUAGACUUGAGGGGACAGGACACCGUCAGUUACCUGUACUGUGGCAGCAGUCUCUGUUGGCGCCUUCAUUGAAGAGCACCCUUACCUUUGGGGGGAAGGUCAGGGGACCUGCAUUGUGCUGCUGCUGCUGCUGCUCUCCUUAGACUGCCACCUGCCUUCCUGCCUUUUCAAGGAGAUUGACAAUGAGAGCCUGGACUACUCCUAUUGUGGAAGGUUGAACUUUUUUUUUCUGAGCUACGGGUGCGCGCGCUUUGUACGUACUCUUCCGUCGGGGGUUCCGAUAAAGGGGUCUCCGACUCUUUGGGCAGCCCUAGUUUUAUUGCCCUGCCCUCGGCGCCGGAAGACCAGUCAAGAUGGGUAUCACCGAGAGGAUCCGCGAAAUCGAGGCCGAAAUGGCCCGUACUCAGAAGAACAAAGCCACAGAGUACCAUUUGGGCAGGCUGAAAGCGAGCAUUGCGAGAUUGAGAACGCAGCUGUUGGAGCCGCCGAAAGGCAGUUCUGGUGCCGGGGACGGUUUCGAGGUGACAAAGUAUGGCCACGGACGUGUUGCUCUGAUUGGUUUUCCUAGCGUAGGUAAGUCAACUUUGUUGACUUUAUUGACAGGCACCCGAUCGGAGGCCGCUGCUUACGAGUUUACGACUUUGACCUGCAUCCCUGGCAUUAUUCACUACAACGAUGCGAAAAUUCAGUUGCUCGAUCUUCCGGGGAUCAUAGAAGGCGCUGCGGAGGGCAAAGGUCGUGGACGGCAGGUUAUCGCUGUCUCGAAGUCGUCGGACCUUGUGUUGAUGGUUCUCGAUGCCUCGAAGGGCGAUAACCACAGGCAGAUUCUGACCAGGGAACUGGAGUCAGUUGGCUUGCGGCUUAACAAACGGCCUCCACAGAUUUAUUUCAAGCGGAAGAAAACCGGUGGAAUCUCCUUCAACAGCACGAUGCCGCUGACCCAGGUGGACGAAAAACUGUGUUACCAGAUAUUACACGAGUACAAGAUCCACAAUGCGGAGGUGCUGUUUCGAGAGGAUGCAUCCGUUGACGACUUCAUCGACGUGAUCGAGGGGAACCGGAAGUACAUCAAAUGCUUGUAUGUGUACAACAAGAUCGAUGUCGUAGGAAUUGAUGACGUGGACGCACUUGCAAGGCGGGAGAACUCGAUCGUGAUCAGCUGUAAUAUGAAGUUGAAUCUGGAUCGGCUUCUGGCGAGGAUGUGGGAGGCGAUGGGCCUAGUGAGGGUAUUCACGAAGCCCCAAGGGCAACAGCCGGAUUUCAGCGACCCAGUCGUCUUGUCAACGGAUCGAGGAGGGUGCACGGUGGAAGACUUCUGUAACCAUAUCCAUCGCAGCCUGGUCAAGGACGUAAAGUAUGUGCUGGUGUGGGGAACGAGCUCCAAGCAUUACCCCCAGCGGUGUGGGCUUGCGCAUGUACUAGAGGAUGAGGAUGUCGUGCAAGUCGUGAAGAAGAAGGAGAAGGAGGAGGAUGGAAGGGGUCGCUUCAAGUCGCACUCGAAUGCACCGGCAAGGAUUUGUGAUAGAGAGAAGAAGGCUCCCCUCAAGACCUAAUCGAUUUGCCGUUGAAAAUACACAAUGACAUCCUUUGUUUUGACAUCAUCCCAUAUUCCUCGUUAGGACUCUAAUAAAUAUAAAUUACUUCGAGAAAGGGCAAAUUUCGAAGAAAGUAGAGCACUUGCAGAGUACAGCAGGUUUCUCAAGGGCUCGUGCGGAUACGAAACAGAUCGAUCAAUGUGCUGCGGUGUUGCCAUUUGAUCAUGGCGGUGACUGCCAGAGUGAAGGGAAACAAAAGGCCAAAUUACUC
Molecule: messenger RNA, 2180 nt
Organism: Chara braunii
Lineage: Eukaryota; Viridiplantae; Streptophyta; Charophyceae; Charales; Characeae
Source: the annotation of a GenBank genome assembly